Messenger RNA from Aegilops tauschii subsp. strangulata, 873 nucleotides. Lineage: Eukaryota; Viridiplantae; Streptophyta; Magnoliopsida; Poales; Poaceae. The record is from RefSeq and is a predicted model, not a curated record.
AUGAAGACCACCGACACCCUCCAGGGAGGAAUGGUGGCACCCGCAGGCGUCACCGCAUCGGAGCCGGAAGAUCCGGCAAGGAUUUCUCCCAACUCCAAACCCCACCGCCCAACCGGAUCGAAGCCAACCAACCAGCUCGCCGCCCACCAGCAUGCGCCACCGCGGUCGCAACGCAACCCACGCCGCCUCACUGAGAUCGCCACCACGAGGCCAAGAGAACGAGGAGAGGAGGCAUUGGACGACGGGAGCAGCAGCGCUGUAGCCGCGCGGGAGGGAACCACCUCCUCCGCCGUUGUGCAGGAGGCUCGAGCCUCCGGCACCGUCGCGGUCGCCGUCCGGACGCAGCAGCAGGGCAUACCGGGCCACCCUGGCCCGGCCAGGCCCGAAUCGGGCCCGCUAAGCCCCGCCGGCCACGCUGCAGCAGGGCAGCGCCAGCACCCCAACGCCCAUCGCCGCUCCCCCGCCUCCUGGGAGCCACGCCGGCGACCCGCCCCGCCGUCGGCCCGCCCAGACCCAGAUGGGGCGAUCUGGGCCGAGCGGGCGCCGCCUGGCCGCGCCGCCGCGCCACCCCGCCGCCAACGGCGACGCCGCCGUCCAGCCGAUCUCCCGCGCGCCGCGCCAGGAAGCCCCGCCGCCACGCCGGACCGCCGCCGCCUAGGGAACACCCCCCGGCGCCCUCCGCCCCGCGCCGGAGAGCAACCGAGAGGGGAAUGGCCGGGGGCCGCCGCCACCAGCGUCGCCCGGGCCAAGCCCGGCGGCGGGGAGGGGGGAAUGAGGGGGAGCUGGCGGAGGAGGAGCCGGGGCGCGGCCGGUCGCCUGCGGGGGCGACGCGGUCGCGAGAGCCCGAGAUUCAACUUCUCGGCACCACAAUGA